AUGCCAGCUGGUCGAACGGUUAAAAUCGCCGUCAUUGGAACGGGUCUCGCAGGGCUAACAGCUGCCCACUUAUUGGCCAAGGAAUCUCAAGGGGAUGGUGUCGAUUUCGAGGUCCAUUUGUUCGAGAAGGCAAGUGGUUUGAUACCAUCUGUCUUGUACACGAGUUUUACAGUUUGCUUUCAGUCGUCCGCAAUUGGCAUGGACUCGGCUUCCAUUUCACUGACGGGUAACAAUACCGCCUCUGAAGACGACUGGCGUGUAGAUGUUCCUAUGAGAUCGUUUCAAGGCGAGAAGGCAGGACAAGACAGGACCAUUAUUACUACCAUGAUAUACAAUGGAGGAUCAGGUCGCGCAGGCGUCAGUAAACCCUCUUCACUGGGUAAUGUCGAUGCGGAUAAACAAGUCACUUCUUUCCAAAACCCACUUCGCAAUAUCUGGGCAACCGGUCUCUUCCUGCUUUAUACCCUGCAGCUCAUAAUAUGUUAUGCCAUAACAUUAUACCACUCUCUGCCACUGUGGAGGUCAUCCGACAUCUCGACUAUGACCUUUCGCGACUGGGCUUCACGGUCGACCCCUCACAGAUUUAUUUUCAAAAGGAUUGGAUUGGACUUGAUGUGGAUUGACUAUGUGCAUUCAACGUUAAUUCCUCUUUUUUCCGCCGUCUGCACUGCCCCAGCAGAGGACAUUUUGAACCAUCCUGUAGAGGAAUUCUUAGAUUAUAUAUGGCUGACUCUCGGGACACAUCACUAUGUUGUCGUUGGCGGCGUUCGAGAUGUGGUAUCUCGUCUAACUGCUGGAAUCAGGCAUCUGCAUUUAUCCUCUCCAAUAAUGUCAAUUCAAAGCGACAGAGAUGAUCCUCAUUUCAACGAGGAAACGACAGAAUAUAAUGGCUUCCAUCACGUUAUAUUGGCCACGCAAGCUUCGGGGGCAGUUCCUAUUUUAUCCAACUACCUCCAAUCCAUGCCAGCCCAAUCGAGUCACAGAGACGACGUAGAAAGGCAAAUAAACUGUUUAAAGGCCUUUGAUUACCGCAAAUCAAUCGUUGUCAACCACACAGACGACACUCUCUUGCCAGACAACAGCGCAGACGUCCGCGAUCUUAACCUUAUCAGCCAUCCCUUCCAUUCCAGUUCUCGAUUUUACGAGAUGCAAAAUUCUAAGGCUUUCGGUACUCUGUGUGUUUCGCCUUCAUAUACAAUGGCAACACACGUCCUGUCAACACCGAAGGAGUAUCCGCAUACUGCACCGCGCGUAUAUCAAACGACCAAUCCAAUAAUUGCACCCAAGGAAGAGAGCAUUCUUAGCGUCUCCAAGCUCGACAGGGCAAUCGUCACAAGAAGGAGCAAAGCUGCCCUACAGUCCCUUUGCGUACAAGAAUCUAAGAAAUGGUGGCAGUGUUCUUAUGAGAGUAGAACGCGUCUAGGAGAGUUGCAGGGAAAUUCAACUGUAUUAAAGGGAUACAAUCCCGGAAUAUGGAUUUGCGGAUCAUACGCACAUCUUGGAAUCCCACUCCUAGAAGGUUGUGUUGUAAGCGCCCGAAACGUGGUAGAAGGUAUUUUGGCGAAGGAAGGUGCAGUUUGGAAAGGAAAGCCUUGGUAG
Psilocybe cubensis is the source of this 1599-nucleotide messenger RNA. RefSeq lists its product as uncharacterized. Gene Ontology annotation, molecular function: oxidoreductase activity. The transcript is spliced from 4 exons. Lineage: Eukaryota; Fungi; Basidiomycota; Agaricomycetes; Agaricales; Agrocybaceae. The coding region runs from base 1 to 1599 and encodes 532 amino acids. The record is from RefSeq and is a predicted model, not a curated record.